Molecule: messenger RNA, 813 nt
Organism: Penicillium argentinense
Lineage: Eukaryota; Fungi; Ascomycota; Eurotiomycetes; Eurotiales; Aspergillaceae
Product: GABA permease
Exons: 3
Coding region: 1-813 (270 amino acids)
Biological process (GO): transmembrane transport
Cellular component (GO): membrane
Molecular function (GO): transmembrane transporter activity
Source: RefSeq, a predicted model, not a curated record
AUGAGCGCCGUGAACAAUACAUUUGCAUCAAAUUAUAUCCUUGGCCAGUCAAAUCUUUUUUCACAAAUAUACGAUCGAAAAAUGGCACACGGUUCCUCUCGCGUGGGCUGCAGGCAUGUUUGCCUUGGCUGUAAAUGUUUUUGCGCUGCACCUUCCCCAUCGGCUAUCUCGUUUUCUUCUGCUAUGAAACAUUUUGAGCUUCGUCGUUCGACAAACGAUCACAAACGAGAUGCAACUUUUGUUUUCCAAGACUUUGAGAACCUCACCGGAUUCGGAUCAUCAAUGGCAAUCAUGGUGGGGAUUCUACAAAGUUUCUUUGGAAUGUGCUGUUAUGACGCCGCGAGUCAUAUGACUGAGGGAAUGACACACCCGAGCCGAGAUGCACCAAGAGUGAUCAUAUUAUCAGUUUGCCUUAGUGCAAUUACGGGUCUUGUCUGUCUCAUCAUCCUUUGCUUUUCCAUCAAAGUCUUUGAAGGAACCGUAAUUCUAGUACGGAGGUUCCGAUCAUCCAAGAUAUUUUACGACUCCACGCAAACCAUACUGGGACUUGUAUUUUGGCAAGUAAGAUCCGUAUAUGCUUUCGCACGGGAUCAUGAACUGCCAUUUUCGAAACUGCUUUCCAAAAGGGAGCCUAGGAAGAAAAUUUCGCUAUACGCUAUUGUUUUGACGAGAACCGUUCAGCUGGCACUCAACGCGAUCUAUUUUGGCACAGCGACAGGCUUUAACACUGUAUUUUCCAUAGCAUCUACGGGAUUUUGUGAGUACAUGAUCUAUCCUGCUUGGAACUGGCCCCCGGGAGCACUAGCAAAAUGA